AUGUACUUCAAAAGGAAGUACGGCGGCCCCAUCAAGAAGGACCCAGAUGCGGAGUUCGGACCGCAGUACCAUGGGCCCAAGGGAACCGGCGGAAUUCAGCGAUCCUCCAGAUUGGGUUUCCCUAAGUGGGGUCAGCAGCGCGUCAUUCCGAAGCUCAGCGGAGCCUCAUAUGAGUACCGAAAGAACACCAUGAGGAACCUCACCACCCAGGUCAUCCGCCUGGGACGCAUUAAGACCACGCGUGCAAAAGCAGAGGCGCUCACCCACUUUGUGGAUCGCAUGAUCGUCCUGGCCAAGCGUGGAGAUGACCUUAGCAGACGCGAGGCUGGCGAGUGGCUCUACGACCAGGUUCUGGUGGACAACCUCUUCAAGCUGGCGCCCGAACGAUAUCCUGGCCAGACCGAUGGCUUCUGCAAGGUCACGCGAACCAUGAACCGCAAGGGCGACUGGUCUGAGAUGGCCUACAUUGAGCUGAUCUGA
Molecule: messenger RNA, 480 nt
Organism: Symbiodinium pilosum
Lineage: Eukaryota; Dinophyceae; Suessiales; Symbiodiniaceae
Source: the annotation of a GenBank genome assembly